AAACCAGCGGUGACAGAGCCAUAGACCUGUAUAUAAAUACACACCCUAAUACAACGGCAACGCAUGGACGCGCACAGCCCUUGGUUGCUUUUCUCAAAUAAUUACUCCACUUUUCAUAAUCGUCAUCACAUUUCAAUCCGCAGAAUCUCACACUGACGGAGCAAGAACGAGAUGGGGGAAGAGAAGAGGCACGAGAUGAUGCAGAAUCUGUUCGGCGACGAUCAGUCCGAAGAGGAAGAAGAGAUUGAUUCCGAACACGAGUCCAAUCCCCAGCCUAACUAUAUCUCGGACGAAGCUGAUGGAGGACCGGAGGUUGAUGUUGAAGGUGAAGGUGAAGUGCAGGUGGGACAUGGGGAGGCAUACGUGGAAAGUGAAGGUGAAUUGCGUGAUGUAGAACCUGAUCCCGGAGAAAGUGAGGGUGAAGGAGAUCAAAUAUCUCAAGAGGUAGAUGUUGUUGACCAAAGGGAAGAAAGUGAAGCAAAAUACACAGACAGUGAUGAGAAAGAAGAAUAUGGUCAGAGAGUAGUGACAAGCAGGAGAAGGGAAGUUGUGGAAAGUGGGUCAGAGAGGUCUGACGAAAACCAUUACCCUGACAAUGAAGAUGAGGUUGAUGAAGCUAGAAGUCCAAGCAGUCAGUCACCUGGGGUGGGGCAGGAUCAGACACAUAUUUUACAGUCUGCUGCUGAGAUUCGUGAUGUAUUUGGUGACUCAGAUGAUGAAGACUUUGGAGGGUAUGCAAUUCGGAAUGACAUUGAUCAAGAUUCAAAUAGAUCUCCUGUGGAAGAGGAAGGGAGUUAUGGAAAAAGUUUAAGACCAGAUGAUAUGGUGCCUGAUGAAGAUAUGCGGUAUGAGUCAGAAGAGGAGCAAGUUGAGCCCAAACUUAAAGAGAAGCCAGUUGGCCCCCCAUUAGAGCUAGAAAUUCCAUUGCGUCCACCUCCAGCUGAUCCAACUAAGAUGAAUAUGAUCAAAGUUUCUAAUAUAAUGGGCAUUGACCCAAAGCCAUUUGAUCCUAAGACAUAUGUGGAAGAGGAUACCUUUGUGACAGAUGAGUCUGGAUCAAAAAAGCGUAUACGCUUGGAAAACAAUAUAGUGCGCUGGAGGGCUGUUAAAAAACCAGAUGGCUUAACAUCAUAUGAAAGCAAUGCACGCUUUGUGAAAUGGUCAGAUGGCAGUUUACAGUUAUUAAUUGGGAAUGAAGUUCUUGACAUUUCCGUCCAAGAUGCGCGACAUGAUCAUGCGCACCUUUUCCUUAGGCAUGGAAAGGGAAUCCUGCAAUCCCAAGGAAGAAUUUUAAAGAAGAUGAGGUUUAUGCCAUCAUCACUGUCAUCAAAUUCUCAUAGAUUAUUGACUGCUCUUGUAGACUCACGGCACAAGAAGGUUCACAAAGUUAAGAACUGUAUCACUGACAUAGAUCCUGAGAGAGAAAAGGAGGAGAAAGAAAAGGCUGAAAGUGAAACAAUUAGAGCUAAUAUACUUCUAAACCGGAAGAGAGAAAAGGUAAACCGGAAGUACACGCAGACCAUAGACAGGAGGCGCCAACUUUCUACUGGGUAUUUGGAGGAUGCUCUUGAAGAGGAUGAUGAGGGAGACUAUCAUGACUCUCGUCGUUCUCGCCGACGCUUUGAGGAAGAGCUGGAAGCGGAAGCUCGAGCAGAGAAACGCAUUAUUAAUGCCAAAAAGGGACACAGGGACAUCCCUUGGAAAUCAUCCUUACCAGCUGCUAAAUCAUCAAAGCGGCCAGUGGACUUCUCUGAUAGUGAGAGAGAGGAGUCUGAGUAUGAAACUGAUGGAGAAGAAGAUGAAAGAUCUCCACGCAAGAGGGUUGAUGAGCCAGAACAGGAAUAUGAUGAGGAAGAGGAAGGAGAAGAGGAGCAUGAAGAAGAGGAGCAAGAUAUGAACAGGGUGUCUGAGGAGGAGGAGGAGACUCUGGGACUUAGGCAAAGAGGAAGGGACUCUGGAAGUAAUCUCAAGCGCAGGGGAAUUGAAUCGGAUGAGGACUCUCCUCCAAGAAAGAUGCCAACACAUCGACGAAUGGCAGUUGUUUAUGACAGUGAUGAGGAUUGAAAACAAAAACUUCCUUGAGACUGUAUGCCAAACCAAUUAUGCAGCAUCUGGAGGUAAAACAAGAGAGAUGCAUCCUCGAGGCAGAUCUUAAAGUAAGAUUACAUUUUAUCUUGCCAAUUUCACAGUUCAUAAGCAGGACUCUUUUGACCGCAUGCAUUGAGAACAAAGACUUGUAUUUUAUUUUCAACAAAAACAAUAGCAAAAUAUACAAGGAAACUGAUGGGCCGUUGGAUUCGGAAAGGGUCUUUCGUUUUAUAAUAUUUAAAAUUUUGAUUUA
Messenger RNA from Mangifera indica (mango), 2341 nucleotides. Its product is annotated as protein LEO1 homolog. The coding region runs from base 172 to 2064 and encodes 630 amino acids. NCBI's taxonomy places the organism in Eukaryota, Viridiplantae, Streptophyta, Magnoliopsida, Sapindales, Anacardiaceae. The transcript has 12 exons. The record is from RefSeq and is a predicted model, not a curated record. Gene Ontology annotation, molecular function: RNA polymerase II C-terminal domain phosphoserine binding. Gene Ontology annotation, biological process: positive regulation of transcription elongation by RNA polymerase II; transcription elongation by RNA polymerase II. Gene Ontology annotation, cellular component: nucleus; Cdc73/Paf1 complex.